Molecule: messenger RNA, 2863 nt
Organism: Daphnia pulicaria
Lineage: Eukaryota; Metazoa; Arthropoda; Branchiopoda; Diplostraca; Daphniidae
Exons: 10
Coding region: 200-1855 (551 amino acids)
Molecular function (GO): protein binding
Source: RefSeq, a predicted model, not a curated record
UCUCAACCGAAAAACAACACGCACGAAAAAUAUGGCCGCCGCCAUCCGUCGUUGAGGAGGGCGGAAGAAAAAAAAGAAAAUAACUUUUGCACAAAGAUCCAGUCUGGGUAAUAAUGACGUGCCACCGGUGGUUCCCGGCCGAAGUCGUUCACCGUCCUACAUCCGGAGCAUUUCCGCUUCUCAAUUGCCGACCACCACCAUGUCCUCAACAAACAACAACAACAACAACAACAAGCCGCCACCCGUUCCCAGGAAUUCGCUCAUCAGGAGCAAAAGUGCUCAACUCUACCAACAACAACAGGCUAGUCAAGUAAUGACGCCGUUACCUCAUCCCCCAAUUCAAGUGAAAAACAACCACCACCACCACCCACUCAACGAUCCUGUUGGAACAGCUGGAAGCCAUCACCACAACAACAACAAUAACAACAUGAAAGAUUUGCCCGAAUCAAUUCCGGCUGAAUCUGUUUUGAUGUCCAAAAGUUUUUCGUUCGAGUCGCCCAAUGGCGUCAGACGCAAAAUUCCCGUCACGCCCGUCCUCUCCACCGGCCCGAAAAAAUCCAGCCAACAUCACGACACUCUUCACUAUCGACAUGGAACUCUGGUCUUUCCGUCCGACUCGUCGAUUGGCCAGCCCAACAAAUUCAUCGACACUAUUCCCGUUCAUUUGAAUUCGCCCAGUCAAGGUCCGUCGGAGGCUGUGAUGAGUCCAGCAGCAGGGCCAGUCAUCCACCACCACCAGUUCAGCCAUCCGGCAACGAUUUUCAAUCAAUUCGUCGUGUCGCUGGUCGAUCAUAGCCUCUUGAAAUUAUGCCAGGACGGUGACGUCGGGACUCUGUCACGAUACCUCGCCCUCCAUCACGAAAAAGUUCCAGCCAGGAGCCUCAACGCCAUCGAUGCCACUGGAAAAUCGAGUUUGUUACACGCGGCAAUGACGGGAAAUGUUCCCAUCGCCCGUCUGCUCGUCAAAUUACCCGGACUGGACGUGAAUUUGGCGGAUAACGAAGGCAACACGGCCCUUCACCUGGCCGCUCAAGCAGGUCAUGCCGAUAUCGUCAGUCUACUCACGUUGUGUCCCAAUCUGACCAUCGACAUCCGCAACAACGCCGGCCUAACCGCUUUAAUGAAAGCUUCGCUUCAGGGGCGUGUCCGUUGUACUCGACUGCUGCUAUUGGCCGGUGCUUCGCCCGUCCUGAGAGAUUUUGGCCGGGGCUUGUGUUCGGUCGAAUGGGCCCGGCUGACGGGCCGCAGCAAAUGCGUCGAAAUCAUCGACAAGUACAUGGACAAGAUGCAACUCAAUCCGGGACUGGGAUUGAAAUCCUUCCAUCACGGCGGCGGAGUGGUGGCCUCAUCCGAGCCCAGUCUCCAGCAAUUCUCCAAACGAUCCUCCCUCGUUCUCCUUCCCUCUUCCAAGACCAAAGAUUCUUGGGUGAAGAAUACUUUGAAAAAAGCUAUUAGGAUCGUCAGCGGAGGAUCGGAUCCACCCAGCAAUAAAGGAUCGACUUUCAGCGUCGCAUCUCAAUUGACUGGAAGUGGCGUGAUGAGCGCCAGUGUCUUACUGCCCGGCGAUCCUUCCAGGCGAUCCUCAAUGCCCGUUUUACCGACCAGUUCCGGUGGUGCUGGUGGAGGAGCUUCUGGAUUUGUUGCCGAACUUUUUGAUCGCCACCGAUCACAAUAUCAUCGAUCAUCAUCGCAUCAGCAUUCGAAUUUCGUGGUCCCGCGGAUUCAAGUUUCCUAUUGGAGCAACACGGCGGGCGGCAACAUCCCCCCACCACCUCCGGGGACUCCUAAAGUCAUCCCGCCCGAAAUGAGACCGAGCCACAGUCGGCAGCGAUCAAGAAGUUCCAUUCGAUCUUGAAUCUUUUAAAAAAUUUAACUUUUAAAAAUGGAUAAUAACUGAAAAGAAGUAAAAGAAGAUGAUGUUAAUGUAUAAUAAUUAAUGAGAGCUAUUUAAUAAAAUUGAACGAAUCGAAACCUUUUUUUUUUUGUAAUCUAAAAGUGUCUAAACGAAUGUUUGUGAAUAAAUGUGAUAUUGUUUAUCUUAAUGUAAAGGAUGUGGCUACCCACCAAAUGAUGAAACUGACAAACAUGACGAAAGAAGAAAUAUAAUUAUAAUCCCUAAAUAUCUCGAAGCGUGAGCGCCAAUGUGGGUCUCUUGCUGCGUUCUAAAGUGAGUUACGCCCCUGACGUGUAUUCGUAAGUCAUUCGUCUAAAACGGAGAUUCCGUUGAUGGUAUGGAGCCCCAUCAUAGCGAAGGGAAUCUUCUCUUCAAAGGAAACAACAUCCAUUGUAGAAAAAAUCCACUUUUCGAAGGGUUGGGCGAUUCGUUGGUGUAUCGCGGGUAUUUCAAAAAGGCGAAUGAUCCUAAAGAAGAAAUUGUAGUGAGGAAGAUUAAGGUAAUAGAUUGUUGCGAUAAAUGGAAAGAUAUUUUCGACAAACAUACUCGAGAGAAGGAUCCCAUCAAACACGAAAAUGUUCUCAGAACUAUUGGCUACGAAGGAACGGAUGAAUGGAGAUUUUUUGCUCUGGAACCUUACGACGCUACAUUGGAGCAGUUUUGCAAAGGAAUUUAUAAAGGACCGAUGCCAUCUGAUGCCCAAGUUCUUUGCCAAAUCACCAAAGGGCUUUUGUAUCUUCACGGAGAGCAAUGCUCACAUGGAAAUUUGACGCCCCGAACAAUUCUAAUCGCUUCAUCACAACCCGUGCGGAUGAUGAUCAAAUUAUCAGAGUUUGGGUUGAGCAAAUUCUGCGACCAAUGCGACGGGGAACUCGGGCAAGAACAAGAAGAUCUUUGCCAAAGGAAAUAUUGGAUAUUAGAUGGAACAACCGAAAAUAACCAGACCCCUACAAUAGAUUAUAAUCAAGA